AUGGCUUUACCAGGAGAAAAAGAUGAACCUUUUCUGUUCCCAUCAACGAGUUAUGACAGUAACCCUCCCCAAUACUUAUCUUCAGACCUUCUUUCAUCAUCUUUACCCACACAUUCUUUCUUCCAGCCCUUUGUUGAAGCAGAUGGCAACAACCCAGUGUACAUUCACCCUUACAACGUCGAAUCAUCAGCUUCCUCUAUUUCUCUCUGCUUUCCAUCUCGCCGUGUUCAUUCAACUUUCAUAGACCAGGUAUUCAAAGCUGAUCUCACUAUCUCUCCUUCAACUCAACAAACCCAACAAGGUUUUCAAUCUCAUUGUCAUGUCAUAUCUUCCUUCAGUGAUCUCAGUGUCACUUUGGAUAUUCCUUCUUCUCAUCUUACUUUCUUUCUUGUUAGGGGAUGCCCUUUUGUUACUCUCUCUGUCUCCCAUCACACACCUCCACUUUCCAUAUCCACUGUGCACAAAGUUUCUUCCUUUACUUCAAAUGAUUCAUUAACCAAGUAUACACUUAAGCUUGACAAUGAUCAGACAUGGCUUAUAUACGCUUCUUCACCGAUCAAGUUUAGUUACAGCGAUGGCGUGAUUACUGACGAUGGAGAUGGGGUUAAUGUGAUAGUGAGGAUAGCAUUGUUGCCAAAUUCGAGUUCAGCAAGUGAGGAUGUUCUUGACCGGUACAGCACUUGUUACCCUGUAUCUGGUGAUGCUUUCUUCACUAAGACAUAUUGUGUUGAAUAUAAGUGGGAGAAGAGAGGGUUUGGUGAUUUGUUAAUGUUAGCACACCCUCUCCAUCUUCAACUUCUGUCUAAAGGUGAGGGUAAUGUGACUAUCCUUAAAAAUUUUUAG
This is a messenger RNA of Arachis duranensis, 843 nucleotides long. RefSeq lists its product as uncharacterized. The record is from RefSeq and is a predicted model, not a curated record. Bases 1 to 843 code for a protein of 280 amino acids. The transcript has a single exon. NCBI's taxonomy places the organism in Eukaryota, Viridiplantae, Streptophyta, Magnoliopsida, Fabales, Fabaceae. Gene Ontology annotation, molecular function: endo-1,3(4)-beta-glucanase activity.